This is a messenger RNA of Penicillium cinerascens, 249 nucleotides long. RefSeq lists its product as uncharacterized. The record is from RefSeq and is a predicted model, not a curated record. Lineage: Eukaryota; Fungi; Ascomycota; Eurotiomycetes; Eurotiales; Aspergillaceae. The coding region runs from base 1 to 249 and encodes 82 amino acids. The transcript has 2 exons.
AUGACCGACACUGCAACAAUUACCACUUUGGGUAUCGGUAUUGCUACACUGCUUUUCUACGUGCUCCCAAUAAUCCACCGAAUUGUCUUGAGGAUUUGGGAAUUUAUCAAGCGAGGGGGAAAGAGAGACGAUCUGGAGCAGGGAGUUCCGAUUCGCAUCCCCCCGAUCGAAAGCUAUCCUAGUCCUCUUCCUCUGUUCGCGCCGCAGGCCCGAAAACGAACGCCAUACACAUUUCACGGUAAGACAUAA